AUGUCGUCACAGCUUUUUGGCAAGGCAGCGCCUGCAAACGAGAUCGAUGGUCCUUUCGACGAAGACCCAACCAUCACCCGUUCAGAUCCCAAUAUGAACACAAUCCCCUCUGAAGAGAUUGAGAGGCGGAUACUCGACUACCACCAGCUCGCAGCCGAAACACAAGCUCGCCAUCGCGCCUUAUCGAUACGUUUCGACCCCAACAACCUUCUUUACAGCGACUUCUCCACAGACCGCUUCGAUCGUACGGCCCGCGACUUCAUCGAACACUACAGGCAGCUACGGCGACAUCCCGGCAUCGUGGACCCGGAACAGUUCUACGCUGAGGUCCGCAAACUUCGCGCAGAGGAGGACAGGAAGGGCAUUGAGCUCGAGCACCGCCAGUACUUCUCCGGCGGAAAGUUCGACGAGACGGACCUGCUGUGUCGUAUUGAUCCGACAGAUACUCGACUCGCUGGGGAGGAGUGCAUAAUCUGCCAGGAUGGCUUCGAGCCUGAGGCUCGGGAUCCGAGGAGAAUGCCGUGUGGACAUAUAUUCCAUUGGACUUGCAUCUCGCAGUGGUAUUAUAGGACGAAUCGGACUUGUCCCUACUGCCGGCGGCGGUAUCAGGUUAUGACUCUGCCGCGGUUCUUGCCGCCGCCGCGAGUGUCCAAGGUACGUGGACAGUGGUAG
Pseudogymnoascus destructans is the source of this 672-nucleotide messenger RNA. RefSeq lists its product as uncharacterized. The transcript has 3 exons. NCBI's taxonomy places the organism in Eukaryota, Fungi, Ascomycota, Leotiomycetes, Thelebolales, Thelebolaceae. Gene Ontology annotation, molecular function: ubiquitin protein ligase activity. The record is from RefSeq and is a predicted model, not a curated record. Gene Ontology annotation, biological process: ubiquitin-dependent protein catabolic process. The coding region runs from base 1 to 672 and encodes 223 amino acids.